AUGAAGGGGGCCGACACUGCUUCCCAAAGCAUCCUUCCUUGUGCUCAUCCACAGACAAAACUGACUCCCUGGCCCCUGAGUUGUCUGUUGGCCUUGCAGCAUCUCCUGGUCCAGGUCUCCUUUCUCUGCAUCUUUCACGUUCUCUUUGUCACCACCCUACAACAUGAGAAGCUGAGUGGUACUCAGUGUUGGAAUGAGCUUCUGGCAUGCAACCUCUUUGCCUGUGGCAUCUCCACAGCCUUACAGUGUGGACUGGGUACAAGGUUGCCGCUGAUUCAGGCUCCAUCUUUUGAGUUCCUUAUCCCAGCCAUGGUACUGACCCAACAUAUGGCUACAAUUCACCAAUUGAAAGGAAAUAGCACUGAAGCCCCUGAGGUAUGUGCUGGACCACACUGUGAAAGUACAAGAAACUGGGACUGGUCAUUGCGUGAGGUCUCUGGUGCAGUGCUGGUCUCAGCUCUGGUGCAGGUGGCCUUGGGGGUAUUAGGUGCUUGUGGCUGGAUUGUUCAUCGUUGUGGGCCCAUGGUCCUGGCCCCCAGCCUCUCUGUCAUUGGACUUUCAGCAUAUCGGCCUGCUGCUCUUCUCUGCUCUGAAAACUGGGGAGUAGCCUUGCUGCUCGUGUUGCUGAGUGUUUUGCUAUCCCAGCAUCUGGCUUCCUGCCGAUUGCCCCUCUGCCAAUGGAGCCGGGCAGGGGGCCUUUCUAUAAGAUCAUGUAGUCCAGCCCUCCACAUGUUUUCGGUUCUGCUGCCAGUCUCUGGGAUCUGGCUUGUCUGUGGGAUCCUGAGACCCAUUCCAACCCCCUGGGACGUGUUGUAUCCUUCCAUGCGCCAGUUGACUCUCAUCAACAGCACCCGGCAAUCCCCGUGGCUCCAGGUGCCUUACCCAGGUGAGCAGGGCUGGCCAGUACUUAGUUCUCAUGCAGUAGGCAUUGGUGUUGCCAUGGGUAUUGCCGCAAGUGUGAAUUCUGUAGGGUGCUACCUGUUGUGCAGCAAGGCACUCAACGAUUCACCCCCACCACUGCAUGCAUGCAACAGAGGACUGUGUGCGGAGGGCCUAGGCAGUCUUCUGUCAGCUGUGCUGGGAAGUGUGUCUGGAACAGCAUCCAGCAUGCCCAAUGCUUGUGCCAGCAGUCUGACCCAGGAUACCUCUGUCCGCUCAGCGUGGAUCAGCGCGUUGGUAUGUGUAAUGUUGGGCCUGUCUCCUCGGCUCACGGGACUCCUUGCCACCAUCCCUCUGGCAGUGCAUGGAGGAAUGCUCUGUGUGACAUACAGCGUGGCUGUGGGUACCGGCAUUUCCUACUUCCAAUAUACAAACAUUGACUCGGGCAGGAAUAUCUUCAUUGUGGGCUUCACCGUUUUCAUGGGACUACUGGUUCCGAAGUGGUUCUUCAGUGUGCCAGGGUCCCUGGCCACAGGUUUUGUCUCUGUUGACUUCUUCCUCCUUUCUCUGCUGAUGGUUCCUGCCUUUAUAACUGGACUCCUGUCCUUUUUCUUAGAAAACACAGUCUCAGGCACCCUGCAAGAGCGUGGAUUGCUCAACUACUUGUCAGCAGACAAAUCAGAGGGAGAGAAUUCCUUGCAACAAAGCAGACACGGUUCUGCACACAGAUAUGAUUUGCCUCUUGUCCUGAGAAAGCAUUUGCCACGUUCUUGGUGUAAGGGCUUUCCUUUCUGCUUUCUCUGUCCCCUUGAGGAAGACAAAGAGGAGAUUGUGAAUAGUUACCCCCUGGAAGAAUUGCACUGUACAGCAGGGGAAGCCACAGAUCUGCUGCUGAAACCGGGAACAGCGAAGCUGGAGUCAGAAUCAGAGCAGGAGCCAGGCAUUUACAAAGGGAAUUUGGAGAACUAUAAAUGUGCCAUACCAAUGGCUAAUGAUAUAAUCCCUCUGUGCUGA
Messenger RNA from Hemicordylus capensis (graceful crag lizard), 1893 nucleotides. It is a transcript of the gene SLC23A3, whose product is annotated as solute carrier family 23 member 3. The record is from RefSeq and is a predicted model, not a curated record. Gene Ontology annotation, molecular function: transmembrane transporter activity. Lineage: Eukaryota; Metazoa; Chordata; Lepidosauria; Squamata; Cordylidae. Gene Ontology annotation, cellular component: membrane. The transcript has 12 exons. Gene Ontology annotation, biological process: transmembrane transport. Bases 1 to 1893 code for a protein of 630 amino acids.